AUGGUUUCAUCGGAGAAAAGAAAACUCUUCCCAAAUAAUGGCUGCCAUCGCAGCCAGGAUCAAGCACUGGUCGCUACAAUCUACAUCCUUCGAGAAUAUGGGCCAACUGGCUUUCUCCUCAAAGAAGAACAAGAAGAGAAAAAUUUUAAGAUCUUCCUUGGCCAGGAACAUACCUGCAGUUGUCCAGCAUUUCAGAAGACAAAAGAACUGUGUAAACACAUAUGUUGGCUCUUGCUGAAAAAAUUCAGAGUGUCCAGAAAUGCCCCAUUGAGCUGGCAAAAAGGCUUAAAUGAACGUGAAAUCAAUGAGCUUUUAUACAACCAAACCAGCAAUAUUAAUGCAAACAACUCAGAAGCAACAUCAACUCCAAGCCAAGAAGCUGCUGCUGUUGAAGGAACAAGGGAGAUAACUGAUGGUUGUGUUGAGCAGAGAGCAAUUGAUGAUGAGUCUGUGUGUCCAAUUUGUUUGGACAAUCUGCUCAAGUCUCACCAGCCAGUGACAUAUUGUCGCUAUGGAUGUGGAAACAGCAUUCACAUCAAGUGUAUGAGGAUUCAUGCAGUUCACCAAAAGACAAAUGAAAAAGAGACAAUCACCUGCCCAAUGUGUCGGGCCAAUUUUGUCUCUCUGGAAACACUUAAGAAAGAAGAACGCAAUUCAAUGAAUGGUGUCAGCCGACCUGUGAAAAACUAUCAUUAUGGAGUCACCUGUGAAGCUUGCCGUUUGACACCAAUUGUGGGAAAUUGCUACAAGUGCACUUCUUGUGAAUCUUAUUACUUAUGUCAGACCUGCUUCAACAUGCCCAUACACCAGGAACAUUCCUUCAAGUUCCGACAAAGAAAAAUACAAAAAUGGAGAUCAGCUUUCCGAAAUUUUGGAUAUGCUUUGCCCAAUGCAAUGGUCAACAAUCUGAUGGGCCGUGAAUUGAAAACAGAAGAUUAUGACACUUUGCUGCAACUGGAUAGUGAAAACAUGCAAGAAUUCACAUCUCUUCCUGAGAAGGUGAUUGACUCACUGCCUUUAGAAACUGUUGCUGAACGCAGCUCUCUUCUGGCCCAGGGGGCUCAGUGUUAUGUCUGCUUGCAACCUUUUCAUCUUUACCAACCUGUGCGCAAAUUGCCCUGUCAUCAUAAGUUCCACCGAGAAUGCAUUGACAACUGGCUGCUCCAUUGCCAUGCUGUAUGUCCUGUUGAUGGGCAAGAGGUUUGGAAUCCUUUCACUGCAACUAAAAAGAAAUGCAAGACAAAAUUAAAGAAAAAAGAAGAGUGUUUAACAAAGGAUACAUUAGCUUUGGAUAUUACUGGUUGUUCUAUAGAGCCUUCACAGCCUAAAAAGACAGUUUUAGGUCAAAUUAGAAUGCAAAAAAGUUUCCAGGCAGAUGCUUUGAAAAACAAACAACAAAGGCAAGUUUUAUUUGGCCAAAGCCAUUCCAACUUAACAGGUGAGGAUGUUGUAGCCAGCAACAGCAACAAGGAGGCUGGAGAUUAUUUUCAGUUUAGAACCAAUUCCUUGUUGAAUUUAGUUUCCCAGAAAUCUUCUGGGGAGGCAGUGUCAUCAGCUGACAGGAUCGAUGGAGAGAGACAAGCAUCGUCUAAAGAACUUAUUGCUCAAUGCCAGCCGAAUAUUGAAAGAGUGAAAAGUGCACCAUUUUUGAGGUUAAUGACCAAUAUACUUCCUCCGAUACAAGUGAAAGAGAAAAUGCCGGAGUUACAGCAGAAAAAAAUAUCGAAACAUCCUUCUGACGAUGUCUCCCAGUUUUUGUUUGAAAGAUGUCCGCUGCAAAGAAAAUUUGUUCCUUAA
This is a messenger RNA of Acanthosepion pharaonis, 1797 nucleotides long. Lineage: Eukaryota; Metazoa; Mollusca; Cephalopoda; Sepiida; Sepiidae. The record is from the annotation of a GenBank genome assembly.